AGGGUACAAUCGUCUUUGUGGAUUAUAAAACCCUGCACAAUAUCACUGGUACCUUUCAAAACCCUAAUUCUCUUUCCCCCCUCUUUUGUGUUCGCAAAUCAGGAGCUGCUUCUCAGUCGGCUCAACAAGUCACCGCAAUCCAGAAUGUCUCUGGUGGCAAAUGAGGAAUUUCAGCACAUUUUGCGUGUGCUGAAUACCAAUGUUGAUGGGAAGCAAAAUAUUAUGUUUGCUUUGACUUCUAUCAAAGGUAUCGGCAGGCGUUUCGCCAACAUUGUUUGCAAGAAGGCUGAUGUUGACAUGACCAAGAGGGCGGGUGAGUUGACUGCUGCUGAGCUAGAUAAUCUGAUGGUCAUUGUUGCUAAUCCUCGCCAAUUUAAGAUCCCAGACUGGUUUUUGAAUAGGCAGAAGGAUUAUAAGGAUGGAAAAUAUUCUCAGGUUGUGUCUAAUGCUUUGGACAUGAAGUUGAGGGACGAUUUGGAGCGAUUAAAGAAAAUCAGGAACCACCGUGGAUUGAGGCACUACUGGGGUCUUCGUGUCAGGGGACAGCACACAAAGACCACUGGCCGUCGUGGAAAGACUGUUGGUGUUUCCAAGAAGCGGUGAACAACCUACUUGGUUGAACAAUUUUAUAAAUGGGUUGGCAGAGUUAAUGUACUGGCACUAGUAAUGUCUGCAGUAGAAAGGUUUAGGUGUGAGUUUGCUAGAUUGAGUUUGUUUAAUUGUAUUAACUUAUACUGCUUUGUAAUGCUUAUGAUAUUUUAUAGAUUUUGAGAUUAUUUUCAA
Messenger RNA from Mercurialis annua (annual mercury), 783 nucleotides. RefSeq names its product 40S ribosomal protein S18. Gene Ontology annotation, biological process: translation. Gene Ontology annotation, molecular function: RNA binding; structural constituent of ribosome. The record is from RefSeq and is a predicted model, not a curated record. The coding region runs from base 145 to 603 and encodes 152 amino acids. Gene Ontology annotation, cellular component: small ribosomal subunit; ribosome; cytosol. The transcript has 4 exons. NCBI's taxonomy places the organism in Eukaryota, Viridiplantae, Streptophyta, Magnoliopsida, Malpighiales, Euphorbiaceae.